This is a messenger RNA of Drosophila sulfurigaster albostrigata, 2626 nucleotides long. It is a transcript of the gene dock, whose product is annotated as cytoplasmic protein NCK1. The record is from RefSeq and is a predicted model, not a curated record. The transcript is spliced from 6 exons. Gene Ontology annotation, molecular function: protein binding. Bases 932 to 2512 code for a protein of 526 amino acids. Lineage: Eukaryota; Metazoa; Arthropoda; Insecta; Diptera; Drosophilidae.
CAUCAAAAUACUAUCGAAAUUGUAGAGAGCGACGAAGAAGUGGCUCCGGUAAAACUGCUUAAAAAAAUUUAUAAUUUAACGCGAAAUCUUACUUAAAAAGUAUUCAAUUGCAUUCACUAAAUGCAAUAAAGUGCGGUUGCGUUCUAAUUCGAUACGGAAAGUGUACAAAUUCAAGAAAAUCGUUAGUUUUGUGUAAUUUUCAUCUGGACAGCAUACAUAAUAUACAUAUACGUACAAUACAUACGUGCAUACAACAGACAGACUCACACACGAACAGAUGUACACACAUAAUGUACUUUUAAAGUGUAUUAUUAUUAUUGUGAACGUCGUGUAAAGAGUGCAAUACACUUUUGCUAAAAUUUUGAAUAUUGUUUGCUGCGUGUGAAGAAAGUGCAUUUUUACAUGAGUGCUUCUGCUGCUGCUGCUUCACAAAGGGCUGGGGCCGUUGGCUGCUGCUAGGAGUUGCCUUACGUCGCCGUCUCUGCGCUGUCGUCGUUGCCGUCGCCAAAACUUUCGUCUCCGCCAAAGUAUGCAUUGGCAAGUGGAAGCAACAUGCAACAUGCAGCAUCAAAAGCUACAAGACUAACACGAACAACAUCAACAGCCACUCACCAUAAACCACAAAAGUCACAGAAACCACAACAAACGCAAACACCAUCAUCAUCAUCACCAUCAUCUAGAAGAAUAACAUAAUCAUCGUAAACAGAAUUAGAAGCAAGAACAAUUUGUUGCUAUUGCUGCUGCUCAUGCUUUGCUAUUGCUAAUUGCUGUUGUUGUCAUCCUUGUUGUUGUUGUUGCUGCCAUUUGAAGUAGAAGAAACUAUUGAAUCACACGUAGCCGUGGCCUUAACUGGCCUCAACUCUCGAUAGGAGCAGCAGCAACAGCAGCCGGGCCAACGAACGGCGAGGCCCACUGAGGAGGCCACAGUGGAAUGUUGGAAUAUCCACAGCGAUUUGCGCGCAACAUCCCCAACUCCUCCGCGGACAACAGCAGCAGCAACAACACAGCUGGGCAGUAUCCACCGCAGCUGCCACAGCAUCAGAACUAUCAGAGCACCUAUCGCUCCCAAGGACCCGGCUCUUCGCCAGCGCAUCAUCAGCGUCAAUCGUCAGCAGCGGCGCAGGCGCAGCAUCAUCGCACACUGUCGACGGCCUCCAGUUGCAGUGCCCAACACAAAAGUGUGACCUUCGGCCAGCCAGCGUCAACUGGCGACUACAGCAACGGCAGCAGCAGCGGUAACUCCAGUUGCAGUGCCGCUGGCAACGCUGGACCACAAUCAAUGGCGGGCAACAUGAAGCACGGAAAAUCUCAAGAAGACGUCUGCUAUGUGGUGGCCAAAUACGACUAUGCUGCCCAAGGCGCCCAGGAGCUGGAUUUGCGCAAGAACGAGCGCUAUCUCCUGCUCGACGAUUCUAAGCACUGGUGGCGUGUCCAGAACAGUCGCAAUCAGUCCGGCUAUGUGCCCAGCAACUAUGUGAAGAAGGAGAAGCCCUCGCUCUUCGACAGCAUCAAGAAGAAGGUGAAAAAGGGCUCCGGGUCCAAGACACUGCCCAAUUGUUCGCCGUCGCGUCAAAUCGAGAGUCCAACCAUGUCGCGUCGCCUGCCCCCAGAUCCAUCGGAGGCAAUUGGCAGCGCCAUUGUGAAGUACAACUAUCAGGCGCAGCAGCCGGAUGAGCUAUCGCUCACGAAAGGCACCCGCAUCCUCAUACUGGAGAAGUCCAAUGAUGGCUGGUGGCGUGGCCAGAGUGGCAACUCAGUGGGCUGGUUCCCCAGCAAUUACACAACCGAAGAUUGUGAUAACGAUGGCGAGAUACACACCUAUGCCAUGGCGGAGAAUGUGCUUGACAUUGUGGUUGCGCUCUACAGUUUCACGUCGAAUAACGACCAAGAACUGUCGUUCGAGAAGGGCGAUCGCCUUGAGAUUGUCGACAGGCCCGCCUCCGAUCCGGACUGGUAUAAGGCACGCAACAACCAGGGCCAAGUCGGUUUAGUUCCACGCAAUUAUCUACAAGAGUUAAACGACUACUUGGCCACGCCAUAUCGCAACACCAGCGGCAAUGCUGGCAAUGGCAACCAGCAGGCUGCUAGCAACGGUGCCAACUCCAGUGGCAACGGAGGCGAUUCCAUGGAGCGUCGCAACGAGGGCAACAACAAAUCCUCGCAACCAUCACAGCCCAUCGAGCGUCCCAAUUUGGCAGGCAAGUCGUGGUACUAUGGCGCCAUCACGCGCAGCCAAUGCGACACCGUGCUCAAUGGACACGGCCACGACGGUGACUUCCUCAUCAGAGACAGUGAGACUAAUAUGGGCGAUUACUCGGUUUCCCUCAAGGCGCCCGGACGCAACAAGCAUUUCCGUGUGCACGUCGAGCAGAAUAUGUAUUGCAUUGGACAGCGCAAGUUCCAUUCGCUGGACCAGCUCGUCGAUCACUACCAAAGAGCACCCAUCUACACAAACAAGCAGGGCGAAAAGCUAUAUUUGGUGCGCUCACUGCCAAAGGCCAAUGGCACGUAAAUUGUGAGCACAACACAACAGACGGCGGAAGCAUCUCAUGAGAAUAGCGCAUAGAAUAUUACUACUCGUAAUCUAUAAAAUAAUACUACAACAUACAAAACAAAAAAAAAACAA